Messenger RNA from Hydra vulgaris (swiftwater hydra), 1541 nucleotides. RefSeq names its product P2X purinoceptor 4. Gene Ontology annotation, biological process: response to ATP; calcium ion transmembrane transport. Gene Ontology annotation, cellular component: plasma membrane; nuclear inner membrane. The record is from RefSeq and is a predicted model, not a curated record. Gene Ontology annotation, molecular function: purinergic nucleotide receptor activity; extracellularly ATP-gated monoatomic cation channel activity. NCBI's taxonomy places the organism in Eukaryota, Metazoa, Cnidaria, Hydrozoa, Anthoathecata, Hydridae.
AAUUCAUUUAACAAAUAUUGAACAACAUUCAAGAUGGCCAACGACUGUUGCAAGAAUUUUUCAAAGAUCCUUUUUCACUAUGAAACUGUAAAAAUUGUCGAUAUAAAAAAUAAAAAAGUUGGUGCUUUAUACCGGUUCAUUCAACUUAUCAUUCUGGCAUAUGUGAUCGGGUAUGUUAUUGUAUACAAAAAAGGUUAUCAAGAUUUUGACAAUGCCAUAAGUACUGUUACAACAAAGUUGAAAGGGACCUCUUAUGUAAACUAUAAUAAUGUUACAUCGCCAUUUCAUGAAAAUAUUGAAGUUUAUGAUCCUGCUGAUUAUGUGGUUCCUCCUCAGGAAAACAAUGCAUUUUUUGUAAUGACAAAUAUGAUUAUCACCCCUAAUCAAACUCGAUCAAGAUGUCCAGAAGACCCAAAAUUUUCAGAAAAUAAAUGUCAAGUGGAUAAAGAUUGUUUACCAGCUCUAAAACCUAUCAAAAAUGGAAAUGGUGUAAGAACUGGUAGAUGUGUUCAAUCAGAUCGACCUAAUAUAUCUUACCGUGUAUGUGAAAUAUAUGGAUGGUGUCCUACUGAAACAGAUAUUUUACCAAUGCCAGGUUAUAAUUUCAGUGCAAGUGUCCCACUUCUAGAUGAUGCUAAAGAGUUUACAGUUCUUCUUAAGAAUGAAGUAAUAUUUCCAAAGUUCAAAGUUCAGAGGCGUAACAUAGUUAAAAAUAACAAUUCAAACUAUCUGAAAACUUGUUUUCAUAAUCAUGAUACUGAUCCACUGUGUCCUAUAUUUAAAAUUAAAGAUGUGAUUCAAGAGUGUAAUGAUGAUUUUGAACAAGUUGCUUAUUUGGGUGCAGUAUAUGGCAUUUUGGUUAACUGGGAUUGUAAUUUAGACCUUUCUCUUGAUAAAUGUACACCUACUUAUAGCACAAGAAGACUUGAUGAUCCAGAUGCUCCAAUAUCUCCUGGGUUUAACUUCAGAUUUGCAAAUUACUAUGUCGUAGACAAUAAACAAUAUCGCACUCUUUUUAAAGCAUAUGGAUUAAAGUUUGAAAUAAUAGUUACUGGAAAGGCUGGAAAAUUUAGUGUCAUUCCUUUAUUUACUAAUUUAGGUGCUGGUCUUGCUUUACUUGGCAUAGCUGUUGUUUGGUGUGAUUUUAUUGUCAUGUACUUGUUGAAGAAGCGUUUUAUUUACAAAGAGUAUAAAUAUCAAAAAAUUGAUGAUGAUGAAGAAACAAAUAAAAAUGAAGCAGCAGAAGAAGUAGGCAAUCAAAUUAAAGAAAAGAGCGAGUCUAAAGUUGGAUAUCAAUUAUUGGAUGAUGAAGACAAUCAUUAAUAACUUCAUCCACUUCGGAAUGUUAAAUAAAUUAACUUAAAUUAUUUACAAUGUACAAAUAAAUUGAACUAAAAUUAAAAAAAUUAGAUUAAUAUAAAAAUUUUACAAACUUAAAUUGUUAAGUUGUAUACAAGCAGAUAUCGGUAAUAUUAUUCAAGUUUAUCUAUGUAUUACUGGCAACUAAAAAUGUUUUUUAGAAAUAUUUAUCCAAAUAAUAA